GGAAGCCGCCUCCAUCCGUGUCGGGGAGGAAGAGGCGCAGAGAACCAUGAGAUGGUUGAACGACGUCACGCGAAAAACCUGAUUCAGACCUCGACAACUUCUCUCCAUCGACCAAUUCUCCCACCACGCUGCCCCCCUAAGCUGUUGCAUCGAAAGGGACGCUUCUUCGUCUCCAUCUUGCUUGUCUGUCAGCCUGCAUGUUCGGAGCGGGCGGGCGUGCACCUCACUGCGCGAAUGAUGCGCUUAAAGCCCGCGUCUUCCCUGCAGAAGACGUACGAUGAGUGCUACCUCAUCUGCUCCACUGCUGUAUACUUUGAGGGGCAGAACAAUGAAGCCGAAGCGUUGAGAUCUUGGCGUUCCGCGCUCGAGACGAUAUACUAUCACAACGCAUACCGCGUACCGUCAAAUUACACACCAAAGAACGAGACGGAAAAGGCUCUCCAGGACUCCAUCCGAGAUCUAGAACUCCAAUGUCGCGAACGUGUCGAUCUACUCAGCGCUCUUCGCGAAAGCAGGAAAGAAGUCCAAGACCAAGAGGGAGGCGACGGCAGCGGCAGCGGCAAGGAAGAAUCAUUGAAAGGGAAGAACGCCAUCAAAACCAACGCUCCAACCACACCGGGAUGGAUUGGAGACGGGACUAUCCCCCCGGUCGAUUAUACAGAUUUAUCCAAACCGGCGCCUUUGCAUGGGACGUUGUCCAGCAAUGGAUCGCAGUCGACGUUGAACGACGACGCCCGCUCUUCUUCAUCGACAGUGACCGGAUCGGGUUCCAGGACAAUCCGAGCCCACUCGAAUUCCUCUGGCAGGAAUAUGUCUCGUGGGCAGAGCCCUGAAAGACGAUUGCAAAUGCUAACGACUCUUCGCAAUAAUAAAAAUAAUAAAGAUCAGAAGAAAUAUUCACACAGCAGCGGCGAGUCCAGGAAAACAGAUAUACCCCCGAAACCAAUGGACCUACGUCCUGCCGCGUCGAAAGCUGCUGGCCUUGCUUGGGAUAGUCUCUACCGACAUCCGUCGUCGGAGAAGACAGCAAAUGACACCGUCAUCGCGUCUUCGCUGCAGCGGACCUCAAGCGAUUCGGGGCGUCGGAAAGAUAGCUUCGAUGAGCGAUCGAGGAAUUUUCGCUCUGAAGAUACGGGAGGCGCAGCUAAUCUUAGUGGAAAUCAGCGAGGACGGGAACCAGAACGAUCCGCAAAAGUAUAUAGACGCUCACCAGCCGCUACUACGCCCCUCAGGGAGUCGGAUCGUCGCGAGAGGUCAUCGUCUUCUCUACCACUAUCGGGCUCUAAAGAUCUCUCGCGAUCAGCCGAAUCGCCUGAACCCUCUACGAGGCCUAGACUCGAGGCGUCAAGGCCGUCAUAUUCAUAUGCUACGAGGCCGUCACUACAUAGUUCAGGUCGUGAGACUAACCUUCGACCUGAAACUCCAGAGACCAAUCGGAAGCCAAAACCGUCAGGAAAGACGAAAAAGGUUUCAAGAUCAAAUGCGGUUGCCUCUACUUCUUCCAGGGCCAUGCGGCAUCGUAGUCCGAACUCGACACUGCGGGUUGACGAUGAUCUAGACCGGACUGCACUGAAUAUGAUUAGUUCACGAGAAGCCAAAACGCACGACGUAAAUCGACGGAAAAAACUGCCAAAACACAAGGUAACACCUCCAUCAAGUGACCAGGAUUCUUCCGACCAUAGAAUGACGGAUGAGGAGAAAGAUGACGAUGACUCCGAAGAUGAUGCCGUUUUUGAUAUUCUGAAGAAGCUUCCCAAAGGGAUCGAUGUCACAGCGGCACGUCAGAUCCUCAAUGACAUUAUUGUGAGAGGGGAUGAAGUUCACUGGGACGAUAUUGCCGGUCUGGAAGCUUCAAAGAAGGCUCUUAAAGAAGCGGUAGUUUACCCUUUCCUCCGUCCGGACUUGUUCUCUGGACUCCGUGAACCAGCACGAGGUAUGCUCCUUUUUGGACCACCGGGUACGGGCAAGACUAUGCUCGCGAGGGCGGUAGCCACAGAGUCCAAAUCAACCUUCUUCUCCGUUUCCGCAUCGACACUUACAUCAAAAUGGCACGGAGAGAGCGAGAAGCUCGUCCGUGCACUUUUCGGCCUGUCCAAGGCGCUGGCCCCUUCAAUUAUCUUCGUUGACGAAAUCGACUCCUUGCUUUCCGCCCGAUCAUCGGGGACUGAAAAUGAGGCCUCACGACGGUCAAAGACAGAAUUCCUCAUACAGUGGUCGGACCUCCAGCGUGCCGCCGCAGGACGUGAGCGAAAUGAUGGAGUUAAGGAUAAGAAGAAAGGUGGAGACGCGAGCCGCGUGCUUGUUCUCGCUGCCACCAACAUGCCUUGGGACAUCGACGAAGCUGCCAGGCGGAGAUUCGUCCGGAGACAGUACAUUCCUCUUCCAGAGCAUCAUGUUCGAGAACAGCAGUUGCGGAAAUUGCUGAGCUAUCAGAAGCACGAGUUGAGUGAUGAGGAUAUUAGCCGGCUGGUUCUGGCCACUGAGGGUAUGCAUUCUUCAGAUUAUCAUGACUACCUACUUAGUUGAUUACUUUAGACUCAUAUUAUAAUUAAUCGACAGGUUUCUCCGGCUCUGACAUUACCGCCCUGGCAAAAGAUGCCGCGAUGGGCCCCCUGCGCAAUCUAGGCGAGGCCCUCCUCCACACCCCCAAAGAACAGAUCCGGCCCAUUCGCUCCCAGGACUUCGAGGCAAGUCUGUCUUCAAUUCGCCCCAGUGUAAGCCGGGACGGGCUAAGGGUGUAUGAAGAAUGGGCGGAGAAAUUCGGGGAACGUGGUGGUUGAUUGGACGGCUUGUUUCCCUUCUUUCUUCAAACAGGAUUCCAUACGGGUUAUACGCGAAUUUGGUACUCAAAUGAAUUAAAAAGGAAAGAGAAAGAAAUGGGGUGGAAACCAAUUAUUGAGUGUCUGUGUUAUUUUUUUAUCUUUUUUAGGGUUUUCCGGGAUGAUGGGUGUAAGCGGGUCGGAAUGGUACUUUUUUUGAUUCUUUUUUGCUUUUUCUUUUUUUCAUGGCUCUCCUACGUGUGUAUAUAGAUUACAUUACAUUCAUUCGGGAAAUGGGAGUUCAAUGACUUGUUUGAUGUUGAUGCUGAUGUCGGUGGGUUGGAUGCAUACUUUUGAACCGUACUUAUUUUAUAUUAUAAUAUAGCAGAUGAAUGGAAUGGAUGGACAGCAA
Molecule: messenger RNA, 3171 nt
Organism: Monascus purpureus
Lineage: Eukaryota; Fungi; Ascomycota; Eurotiomycetes; Eurotiales; Aspergillaceae
Source: the annotation of a GenBank genome assembly